AUGCACCUGCUUGUCACUGUUGACAAGUUCACAAAGUGGAUCGAGGCCCGGUCGAUUGUGAUGAUCAAUUCUGAGCAGGCCAUGGAAUUUUUUCUUGACAUCAUCCACCGCUUUGGAGUACCGAACUCCAUCAUCACAGACAAUGGUACGCGGUUUACGGGGAAGGAAUUCCUCAAGUUCUGUGAUGACUACCAUAUCCGAGAUGAUUGGGCCACCGUGGCGCACCCCCGCACGAACGGGCAGGUCGAAUGCGCGAAAGACAUGGUCUUACAGGGGCUCAAGCCUAGAAUCUUCAAUCAAUUGAAGAAGUUCGUCGGGCGGUCGGUUGCCGAGCUCCCCGUGGUUCUCUGGAGCCUCAGGAUGUCCCCCAGUCGAGCGACCGGUUUCACCCCUUUCUUCAUGGUCUACAGUUCUGAGGCGGUGCUCCCAAUCGACCUGGACUAUGGAGUGCCCAGGGUAGAGGCGUACAACGAGCAAGGAGUAGAGACUUCCCUCGAAGACGCGAUGGACCAGCUCGAUGAAGCGCACGAUGUUGCACUACUUCUUUCGACCAAGUACCAACAAGUGCUGCGAUGGUACCACGGCUGCCGAGUGCGAGGUCGGGCGUUCAACGUCGGUGAGUUGGUGCUACGGCUUGUCCAGAGCAAUAAGGACCGUCACAAGCUCUCCCCACCCUAG
Panicum hallii is the source of this 678-nucleotide messenger RNA. RefSeq lists its product as uncharacterized. Gene Ontology annotation, biological process: DNA integration. Gene Ontology annotation, molecular function: nucleic acid binding. The transcript has a single exon. Lineage: Eukaryota; Viridiplantae; Streptophyta; Magnoliopsida; Poales; Poaceae. The coding region runs from base 1 to 678 and encodes 225 amino acids. The record is from RefSeq and is a predicted model, not a curated record.